Vicia villosa (hairy vetch) is the source of this 2244-nucleotide messenger RNA. RefSeq lists its product as uncharacterized. The record is from RefSeq and is a predicted model, not a curated record. Bases 1 to 2244 code for a protein of 747 amino acids. NCBI's taxonomy places the organism in Eukaryota, Viridiplantae, Streptophyta, Magnoliopsida, Fabales, Fabaceae. The transcript has 2 exons.
AUGGCUGAAUCUCUGGAGCUUGAAAGUCUGUUUUCUUUGGAAGAAUUGAAGGAAGCUCUUUUGGAGUGUGACGGAAGCAAAAGCCCUGGACCGGACGGUUUUUCGAUGGAUUUCUUCAAAACGUUCAGGUUGAUUAUAAAGGAAGAUUUGCUUAAGUUUUGUUCUGACUUUUAUUCUAGAGGCAAGCUGGUCAAGUCCAUCUUUUCAGCUUUCAUAGCCCUCAUUCCUAAAAAUAAAAACCCCCAAGAUCUAUCGGAGUACAGACCGAUUUGCUUGGUUGGAAGUCUGUACAAAAUAUUACCGAAAAUGCUGGCUGCCAGGAUCAAAAAAGUGAUGGGGAGUCUUAUUUCUUGCAACCAAUCUGCUUUUGUACCAGGAAGGAAUAUGCUGGACGUUGUCUUAUUGGUUAACGAGGUUAUCGAUUGGGCUAAACAGAAUAAGUCAAGCUGUCUUCUUUUGAAAGUGGACUUCGAGAAAGCUUAUGAUUCUUUAUCGUGGAAUUUUCUGAGAGAUAUGCUGGUGAGGAUGGGAUUUGGAAAGAGGUGGUUGAUGUGGAUGGAUGCGUGCAUUUUUUCUAGUCAUUUCUCUGUUCUUGUUAACGGGAGUGCCACCCGUGAUUUUCGGGUCUAUAGAGGAUUGCGCCAAGGUGAUCCGUUGUCCCCUUUCCUCUUCGUAAUAGCAAUGGAAGCUCUUACAGCUUUGGUUAGAAAUUCUGUAGCGGUGGGUGGUUUCAAACCGUUCCAGUUUGGAAACGACGAGGGAAUCGACAUUCUUCAGUUUUCCGACGAUACCGUAAUUUUUGGGGAAGCAUCUACUGCAAAUCUGUGGAAUCUAAAAGUCAUUCUGAGAGGUUUCGAGUUAAUUUCAGGGCUGAAAAUUAAUUUUUCUAAAAGCAGUGUCAUGGGAGUGAAUGUGGGAGAUUGGAUCCUGGAUGCGGCAACAAAUUUCUUAGCUUGUAAGAGAGCUCCGAUUAAAGUUUUGAAUCAAAUUAGAGGAAUCCAACGUAAUUUCUUGUGGAGUGGAAAAGCAAACAAGAGGAGUAUUAACUGGGUGAAGUGGGAAACGAUUUGCAAGCCAAAGGAUAAAAGGGGAUUAGGAGUUAGAGACGUCGGAGAUUUCAACAGAGCGCUCCUACUAAAGUGGAAAUGGAGGCUUUUGAAGGAUGAUGGGGCGGUUUGGAAGGAUUUUGUGCAGUGGAGGUAUAAGAAUAGUAGGCUUAAAGUGUUCCUGCCAGCGGGUGAAGGUGUAAAUGCGAAAGAUUCGAAAUGGUGGCGUGAUGUUCUUUCCAUUGAUAUUUUAAGGGACAACUCGGAAGAAGGUUUCAGCUCCUGUGUUAAAUGUAUAGUUAAUAAUGGUUGUAGCAUUUCUUUUUGGUAUAGCAAUUGGUUGGGAAAUCAAUCGCUCCGUUUAUCUUUCCCGGUUUUGUUUGAUCUCUCAACCAAUAGAUAUGCAGCAGUUGGGGAUAUUGUGGAGUGGGAAAAUGGCAUACAAAGAUGGAAUUUUGAAAACCUUUUCGAUUCUGGCUCCUUUUUGCAGGUUAUUAAUACAAUAGGAGGACUGCAGGCGGCUUCAUGGCAGCAAUUCUUGGAUGACGUUAACGCGUUUUCGCUGGUUUCAUCAGCUGAGGACAGUUUCGUGUGGUUACCCAGGCAUGAUGGUGUUUUUUCUGUUGCAGGCGUGGUUGUUCUGCAAGAGGAGCAUAAGGAGUUUGCUUGGGGUUCUGAUGUUAUUAGUAGGCUAAGCAUUAUGUGGAAAUCGUCUAUCCCGCUAAAAAUUAAAAUAUUUGCUUGGAGGUUGUUGAUUUCUAGGCUGCCUUUGAAAGAUAUGUUGGUCCAUAGAGGGAUGGCAGCGAACAUCAUAGAUCCUAUUUGCCCUUUUUGUAACAAUAUUCAUGAGGAAUCCUUGGACCAUUUGUUCUUCUUGUGUCAAGCUUCUAAGAAUAUUUGGGACAAGGUUCUAGGGUGGAUUGGUUUUAGUUCAGGUUAUUUUCGGGAGGAGUUUUUGGGCUUAGACGAUAUUCAAAUUAAGGUGUCAAAUUCUCAUAUUCGGAACAAAGUUAAUAUCAUCUGGUUGUCGACUAUGUGGAGCUUAUGGCUUAUGAGGAAUGAUUUUGUCUUCAACAACAUUCCAUUCAGCUUUGAGACGGUGUUUAACAGAAUAGUGUUUCUGUCGUGGAGGUGGUCGGAAUGUAGUUUUUUGAUUCCUAGAUCUAGUUUCUAUGAUUGGUAUAAGUUACCCUUUUAG